This is a messenger RNA of Fomitiporia mediterranea MF3/22, 234 nucleotides long. RefSeq lists its product as uncharacterized. NCBI's taxonomy places the organism in Eukaryota, Fungi, Basidiomycota, Agaricomycetes, Hymenochaetales, Hymenochaetaceae. The record is from RefSeq and is a predicted model, not a curated record. The transcript is spliced from 2 exons. Bases 1 to 234 code for a protein of 77 amino acids.
AUGAAUGCGUUGGAUUCGGAACAGGUAGACCAGGAUCUUGCUGUAUGCGCUUCUGAAACAGCACCCACGUUGCCUUCGAAGCAAGAGAUAAAGGUGGGAAAUUGUGGUGUUCUCGGCGUCGCAACGGAUGCGCAUCCUGCACAAGCCGAUGCACAUUGCCAGUGCGCUCAAACGCUGGUGUGCAGCAGCUGGCCCAUUUGGUUUGGUUCACGCUUGCCGACAAUGCAGGAUUGA